AUGUCCCGUUCCCAAAUAAUCCACAGUGGCCACUUCAUGGUCUCGGAACCCCACGCCGAGUCGGACCCCGAUCCAGAUCUCGGUUCCGAAGAGGCCAUCAGCUCGGCCGAGCGAGCCGGUCGUUUAGGCCUGCAAAGCUGCGCGGCCGAGCGAGGCAGGGGACCCGGGGCUGGAAAAAUUGUAUCUCCCAAAUGGAAAACCUUCAAGGGGCUGAAAUUGCUGCAGCGUGACAAGAUUCGGCUCAAUAAUGCUAUUUGGAGGGCAUGGUAUCUACAGUAUGUGGAGAAGAGGCAGAAUCCUGUGUGCAGUUUUGUGACUCCCCUAGAGUGUAGUGACAUAGAUCAGCAUCGCAAGCCUGAAGCUGUCAUCAUGGAAGGAAAGUAUUGGAAACGCCAGGUUGGGGUUGUUAUUAGGGAAUAUCAUAAAUGGAGGACAUUCUUCCAUAUUCGGGAGCAGAAGAAGUUUGACAAACCAAUCUGUGAUCCUAGUCAGGAGGUGUCUGAUGCAAUUUCGGAGGUAGAAUUCAACAAUGAAACAGCAAGUGGAGGUCCUAUGGAGCUUGAUCCCUUACAUGAUCUGGAUGUACUUCUGGACACCAUGGUCUCCAGCCGCAACCCUUAUGGUGGUCCCAAUUUACGUGGUCUUGCUCACCAGGGUAAUGCUGACAUGAUCCAGCCUACUCUGACCCAACUUCACCCCAAUUUUGGAGAAGAAUUUGUGAACACUUUGGAUCCUAUUCAGGAAUUUAUUACUUCUUGUCGUCCUCAACCUAUAUUCCAGGUUCCUGCACCUCUGCCAGAUGCUACUGCCUUACACCAGGACGCCUCCAAUUUGCCUUCUGUUGCCUCUCAUGCUAAGGAGCUCCCACCAUUGGGAGACCCACUUCUGGAUGUAGAGCUGCCUACACCUCUGACUGGACAGCAGAUCUUCUUGCCAUUCUUCCCCACCUCUCCACCAAGGAUCAGCCCUCCACCUGCCCCUCCUAUCUUGCAUCUUCAGCCACAAACCACAUUUGUAUUUUCUGUUGUUACUAACACUGGAUUGGAAAAGACCUUGCCAUCCCCUUCUGGGGAACCUUUUGUUAUGCCAAACUGUGGUUCCUCAUCCAAGGGUGGAGGGGUCAGGCAGCUUCAGCGGAUUGCUCCAGCACCUUCUCCUACUCAUCAUCAGCCAGCAACACCCCAGGCUUCCUUCACUCCACUACCUACAGCUGGUCCUGUCCCACUGGCCCUCACUCCAGUUACAAAAUCUGUUCAGAUUUGUGGCAACUCAAAUCUCUCAGCUGAUGUCCUACUGAGGUCAGUCUCCAUUACAAAGGAGCCUUCACCAGUGCCUGUCUCAGCUGCUGCCUUGCUUGAUAUUGGUUCCUCAACCCAGAAGAUGGCCAAGGAGAAGAAUCUGUGUAGUCACCAGGAAAAAUACAAACAUAAUCCUGUUCAGGGAAGCUGCCGAUCAAGUUUUACUUCUGCUGACUGUGCUCGUCGUAUGAUCAUUAGCUCAGGCUUUAACACUCUUGCCAGUCUAGUACUGUCAGGAGCUGAUCAAACCAGCACUAAGCUCAGCAAAGCGCUGCUCUUGCAGAAAAGUGUAGCAUAUGUAGGAAGACUCCAGCAAGAACGCCGACAAAAUCAGGAAAUGGUAGAAAGACUGCGUGGAGAAAUUGAAGAGUUGAGCACUGCCAUUGAUAAAUUCCAGCGCCAACUUCCACCUAGUGGAGCUCCUGUAUUACCUCCACAAUCAAAUCAGGCUUCUGAACUCUAUGAAGAAUAUGUACGUCAGCGCACAUUAGAGGACUGGCGUUUUUGGAUUUUCAGUGUUAUAAUUAAGCCACUGUUUGAGAGCUAUACCAGAAUGGUGAACACAGGCAGCAUCAAGGAUUUCUGCCAAUCAGUGAUGAACUGGUUGGAGCAGCACUGCACAUUACCCAUCUUGCGCCCUGCUAUCUCUGGCUCUCUUCUGCAGCUGAGCAAAAUCACAUCAAUACUGACUCAGCCAAGCCAUCUGCCUGGACAAGCUCUACGGGCAGUAUCUUCUCCACAGAGCAAGAGCAACAACUAGGAUGAAGAUCUGGCUUCCUUCCCCCAAAGGUUGCUAGGAAUCCAGAAUAAGAACCUCUAACUCAGGAAAUCCCUUCAUCCUGGAAAUAAGGACAUUGUAACAAUAUUGGUGCUAGCUAUUCCAUAGCAGGGAAUCUCUGGGGACCACCUUUGGUGCUGGUCAUCAUGGCAGAACAGUGGAAGAGUAGAGGGAACUGGACAAGGUACGGAGUUAAAAUUGUAGAAAGGAGUCAUCAGGCAUGGCUUUCAAGAUUUUUAUAGAACUGGGAAGAGUGUGGGUCUCCAUUUCCACAGUUUUCCCACCAGGGGGCAGUAAAGAUACUUAGCAUGAUUCAGUUUCUCACAAAAUGUGAAAGUUUAUGGCUGGCAGUCCCUGAUGUGAGUGCAUAAUUACAGGUAAUC
Molecule: messenger RNA, 2459 nt
Organism: Protobothrops mucrosquamatus (brown spotted pit viper)
Lineage: Eukaryota; Metazoa; Chordata; Lepidosauria; Squamata; Viperidae
Product: MLX-interacting protein-like
Exons: 17
Coding region: 1-2058 (685 amino acids)
Biological process (GO): regulation of transcription by RNA polymerase II
Cellular component (GO): nucleus
Molecular function (GO): DNA-binding transcription factor activity, RNA polymerase II-specific; RNA polymerase II cis-regulatory region sequence-specific DNA binding; protein dimerization activity
Source: RefSeq, a predicted model, not a curated record